Molecule: messenger RNA, 183 nt
Organism: Cetraspora pellucida
Lineage: Eukaryota; Fungi; Glomeromycota; Glomeromycetes; Diversisporales; Gigasporaceae
Source: the annotation of a GenBank genome assembly
CUCCUCCUAUCCAACAACCUCCUACUUGUCAUUACUGUGGACAUACCAGACAUUUUAUUGCCAAGUGCAAUGCAUGAAGACAGGAUCAACAGUCUUGAAGACCCAGACAAUCAGAACAAACUUCUAGAAGUUCUUAUCAAAACUAUUCUUGUCGAAAUUAUUAUAAUCAAUCUUGCUCUCGAA